AUGAGUCAAACUAAUGUUGUUCGACAGUCUGCGUCUGGUGUCGUCAGAAAAUUUGAAGAAAUGAGGUAGUCCAUUUAACUUAAAAAUUCUAUUCAAGAAAUUAGAUAAAGUUAAGAAUUCUAAAAGUCAAGACCUGAUUUGGAAGAAGGAAACAAGCGUUAACACAUUAACUGUGAAUUUUAAGAAACAACAAUUAAAACAGAAGGCUUUAUGAUUUCUAACACUCAAACUGCUGAUGUAGCUAAAAAUAAUGUUAACAAAAAGUUAAAUAAGGAUCAAAAAUAAAAGCAAGACAUUGUUGAAAAAGUAGACCACAAAAUUUCUUUGGAGGAACUGAAAUAAAAGUAUUAAACUGAUUUCCAGAAUGGUUUAACUGAACAACAAGCUUAGGAAUUACUAAAAAAGUAUGGCGAGAAUAAGCUUACUGUUAAGUAAGGAACUCCAUUAUGGGUAAAACUCUUGAAAGAAAUGACUAAUGGCUUUUCACUUAUGCUUUGGGUUAGUGCUAUUCUAUGUUUCAUUGCUUAAGGAUUGCAGCCAAAUCCCUCUAACAUUUACCUUGCAGUAGUCCUCAUUAUUGUCAUUUUAAUUACCACUGCAAUUACUUUCUAAUAAAAUGCCAAGAGUGAAGCAUUGAUGAAUUCUUUUAAAAAUUUUAUCCCUGCAAAGACAAUAGUUAUUAGAGGAGGUGAAAUAAAGCAAAUAGAAGCUGUACAUCUUGUUGUCGGUGAUGUAGUUGUCAUAAGAAUAGGUGAAAAAAUCCCCGCUGAUAUACGUAUCUUAGAAUCAAAUGAAAUGAAAGUAGAUAAUUCCCCUUUGACUGGUGAAAGUGAACCUCUAUUGCGUACUACUGAAUGCUCUCAUCCUGAAAGUUAUAUUGAGACAUCUAAUAUAGCCUUCUUCGGUACUCUAUGUAAAGAGGGUAACGGAAAGGGAAUUGUUAUCUGUACUGGUGAUAAUACUAUGCUUGGUUAGAUUGCUGAUUUGUCUUCUGGUGAAAAGAAAGUCAAAACUCCUCUCCGUAUUGAGCUUGAUCGUUUUGUAGUUCUUAUUACAGUUAUUGCAAUAGUGCUUGGCGUCGCCUUUUUCUUACUUGCAUUACUUUAUAUGAAUUAUAAAGUUACUGAUUGCCUUGUCUUUGGUAUUGGUAUUCUAGUAGCUAAUGUUCCUGAAGGUUUACUUGGUUGCAUCACUAUUUCGCUUGCCAUUACUGCAAAGAAUCUCUCAGCUAAAAAUGUCCUCGUAAAAAACCUCGAAGCCGUAGAAACUCUUGGUUCCACUUCUUGUAUUUGCUCUGAUAAAACUGGUACUUUAACUUAAAAUGUUAUGUCGGUCAAAAAUUUGUGGUAUUCAGAUUAGAUCCAUCUAUCCAAGAACAAGGCUCAUCUUAAGCAAGGAGAAAUCCCUGAAUAUAAUACUGAAGAUCCUGACUUUAAAACUCUUUAGAAGGCUGCCAUGCUCAGUAGUGAAGCCCGUUUUGAUACUUCUACUAUUAAAGAAAAAGAGAAUAUCGACUACUUGACCUGUCCAGUAUUAGGAGAUGCAACAGAAACUGGUAUUAUCAGAUUCUAUCAAUACAUUGAAGAUGUAAAUUCCUUCCGUGAAAGAUAUAGAGUAGCUAAAAAUCCUGAUGGUACUUAAGGUAAAAUGCCUUUCAACUCAUAGGUAAAGUUUGCUUUGACAAUAAUUGAAGAGUAAACAUAAGAAAGUUACUAUACAGUUUACAUCAAGGGAGCUCCAGAAAAGAUUUGGAGUUUCUGCUCAUCCAUUAUAGUUAAUGGUUAGCCUUCCUAACUUAAUGAUAACUGGUAAAAGAAAUUCAAAGCUGUAAAUCUCACUUUUGGUAAAGGUGGUGAAAGAGUACUUGGUUUUGCUAAGUUGAGUUUACCUGCUGCUUAAUUCCCUCAAGGAUUUAUUUUUAAUGUGUCUUCUAUCUAAAAGUUCCCCUUUAAACUUACAAAUUUCUAGUUUUGUGGUCUUAUUUCUUUGAUGGACCCCCCUAAAUAGAGAGUCCCCUACGCUAUUUUAGAAUGUAGAUCUGCAGGUGUUAAGGUUAUUAUGGUAACUGGUGAUUAACCUCCUACUGCUGCUGCUAUUGCCAAAGAAGUCAAUAUUAUUCCCAAAGAUAUCCUAACCAAUGAAGAUCUUAUGGAAAGAAAUCCUAGUCUCAGCUGGUGGGAAGCAAGCGAAUAAUGCAGAGCUAUUAUUGUCCAUGGAGAUAGAAUUACUGAGUCUAUUGACAAAGCUCUAAGUGAAAAAAAGGAAGAUUGCUUUUAUUUACGUUAAUGGGUAGUUAAACCUUAUUGUGUUUUUGCUAGAACAACCCCAGCUCAAAAAUUAUAAAUUGUUGAUGCAUGCCAAAAGGAAGGAUUCAUCGUUGCUGCUACUGGUGAUGGUGUAAAUGACUCUCCAGCCAUCAAGAAAGCAGAUAUUGGUAUUUCUAUGAAUAUUUCUGGUUCCGAUGUUACAAAGGAUGCUGCAGACAUGGUCUUAGUUGAUGAUGAUUUUGCAUCAAUAGUUUUGGGUGUAGAAGAAGGUAGAAAAAUUUUUGAUAACUUAAAGAAGACAAUUGUAUAUCUUCUAACUUCCAACAUGACUGAAAUUAUUCCCUUCUUAGCUUUCAUUAUCCUCUAAAUUCCCUUACCUCUUUCCAGUAUUUAUAUGCUUGUCAUUUGUGUUGGUACUGAUGUUUGGCCAGCUAUUUCACUUGCUUAUGAAGAAGCAGAACUCGAUGUAAUGACGAGAAGACCUCGUAAUAAAUCUGAACAUUUGGUCUCAAAUAAGCUAAUUACAAUAGCUUAUCUCUAAACAGGUUAGAUUGCUAGUGGAGCUGGUCAUCUUGGUUAUUAUAUUGCAUUCAACUAUUUUGGUUUCCCAGUACUUUCUUUAUUCGGUCUUGCCUCUGCAACAGGAUACAGACCUGUACAAAAUGAUUUUGGAACUUAUUAUAAUCCUCAGUUGUAAAGAGACGAUCCAUACUACAACUCAGCUAUCUAUAAUAUUACAAAAUUCUAAGAUUGUAACAAACUCUCAACUGACCAAAAUAACGCUCUUUCAAAUCUUUAAUAUUCUUUGGAUUGGUUCACACUUUCUGAAGGUAAUUAUGAUCUAAGAAAAUCUUUGGUUAAGUGCGAUCCUGUUACUGGUGCCUUUAUACCUUGGAUUAAAUGGAGUGAUUGUGAUAUUAACAAAUCAUAAAAUUGGUCAGUUUUAACAUCUUAAACUGCUUGCUAUUCAGUAGAAGCUAUCAACUAUGCCUAAAGUGUUUAUUUCCUAACAGUUGUCUUACUUUAGUGGACAAAUGUAUUUGCUUGCAAGAGUAGAUCUAUGAGUUUUACAACAACUGCUUUUAAUUCAGUCAUGAUAUAAGGUGUUAUUUUCGAAACAAUUUUAGUUAUUUUCUUGCAAUAUGUACCUGGAGUCCAAACUGUAUUUGGUGGUAGACCUAUGUUCUUCUGGUUAUGGACAAGUUGUCUAGCCUAUACAAUGUUACUACUUAUAUAUGAUGAACUAAGAAAAUUCUGCUGUAGAAAAAGCAGAUGGUUCUAUAAAUAUUGCUAUUGGUGA
Molecule: messenger RNA, 3567 nt
Organism: Tetrahymena thermophila SB210
Lineage: Eukaryota; Ciliophora; Oligohymenophorea; Hymenostomatida; Tetrahymenidae
Product: Na,H/K antiporter P-type ATPase alpha subunit family protein
Exons: 1
Biological process (GO): proton transmembrane transport; intracellular sodium ion homeostasis; potassium ion import across plasma membrane
Cellular component (GO): membrane
Molecular function (GO): ATP binding; P-type sodium:potassium-exchanging transporter activity; ATP hydrolysis activity
Source: RefSeq, a predicted model, not a curated record